GCAACAGUGACGAUACGACGAUAACGACGUCAUAUCCGGGAUAAACAUCAACAAGGAAGACUGGUCCCGAGCGAUGGAGGGCUCCAAGUCCUCUACCAGCACCACCAUGCAGGUCAGCUUUGUGUGUCAGCGGUGCAGUCAACCCCUGAAGCUGGACACCUCAUUCAACGUGCUGGACCGCGUCACCAUCCAGGAACUCAUUGCGCCUUUGGUGACCGUGACCCCAAGCAAACAGACGGACAACAACGAAGGAGAUCAUGCACCAGAGGAAACUUUUGUGGAAAGUAAGCAGGAUGGCAUAGCGAGGAAAUACAUCCCUCCUGCCAGGAUGAUGUCCACCGAGAGCGCCAACAGCUUUACUCUGAUUGGAGAGGCGUCUGACGGCGGCACCAUGGAGAACCUGAGCAGGAGGCUGAAGGUGACCAGCGACCUGUUUGACAUCAUGUCGGGCCAGACGGACGUGGACCACCCGCUGUGUGAGGAGUGUACUGACACCCUGCUGGACCACCUGGACAACCAGCUCAACAUCACCGAGAACGAGUGUCAGAACUACAAGCAGUGCCUGGAGCUGCUGUCGGAGCUGCAGGUGGAGGAGGAGGAGAGCCUGCUGGCGGAGCUGCGCCAGCUGAAGGAGGGGGAGGAGGUGCUGGUGCAGGAGCUGGAGGCGGUGGAGGAGCAGCGGGCCGCCGUGGCCCAGGAGCUGGCCCAGGGCCGGAGCCACUCCCAGCAGCUGGAAACCGAGGAGCUCCAGUACCAGAAGGAGUACAGUGAGUUCAAGCGGCAGCAGCUGGAGCUGGACGACGAGCUGAAGAGCGUGGACAACCAGAUGCGCUACUGCCAGGUCCAGCUGGACCGCCUCAAGAAGACCAACGUGUUUAACGCCACCUUCCACAUCUGGCACAGCGGUCAGUUCGGCACCAUCAACAACUUCCGCCUGGGCCGGCUGCCCAGCGUCCCGGUGGAGUGGAACGAGAUCAACGCCGCCUGGGGCCAGACGGUGCUGCUGCUGCACGCCCUGGCCAACAAGAUGGGCCUCAGCUUCCAGAGGUAUCGUCUCGUACCCUAUGGGAACCACUCCUACCUGGAGAGUCUGACGGACAAAUCAAAGGAGCUGCCGUUGUACUGCUCCGGGGGCCUGCGCUUCUUCUGGGACAACAAGUUUGACCACGCCAUGGUGGCCUUCCUGGAUUGCGUGCAGCAGUUCAAGGAGGAGGUGGAGAAAGGGGACACAGGCUUCUGUCUGCCGUACAGGAUGGACGUGGAGAAAGGUAAGAUCGAGGACACGGGGGGCAGUGGGGGCUCCUACUCCAUCAAGACCCAGUUCAAUUCUGAGGAGCAGUGGACCAAGGCCCUCAAGUUCAUGCUGACCAACCUCAAGUGGGGCCUGGCCUGGGUCUCCUCCCAGUUCUACAACCGCUAGAGCUCCAACUAAUGGGCCCUGCUGCUUCCACACGGCAUUGGAUUCCCUGAUUUCCAGGCUUUUACCUAAGACCAGUUCUGGCCAAUUACGUGCCUAGGAGGCCCCUUCUACAAUAUUAACCAAUCACUUCACCCGUCAUCUAAUGACAAGCUCCUCCCUCUGAAGCUGAAAGUAACUGGGCUAGUUAUGAGGCGAUUCAGCUGGUGUAGUCAUCAACGGGAACGUAAAUAUGCGCUUCGUGGCUCAGGACUGGCUGUGAUGGAGUGAGUCUAUCCAAUGGGAGGAAGGAGAGGUUUUUGCCUAGGAUGUGGAGGUGUUGCCCCUGGGUGUGCAUCUUAUCGUUUGAUAACAGUGUGUGUUGCAGUGUGGCCAUCAGCCAACCUUAGGUCAAGACUGUGUAUAAGAAUGCACCACAGACACCGAACCGAGUGACACAAUAAGUCUCAAGGUGUUGAAUUCAUGUACUCAUACAACUGUAGGCAAACACGUGUUUGUUUUCUGCAUAAUGGACUGUCGAGAUUUUCCCUGUCGAUUUCUGAUUGGCUGACAUGAGAUUUCACCAAAUUCAAUUCCCAGGUCAGUGGUGUUCAUUCAUUCUGUAAUAUAUUUCUGGUAAGAAAUCCUGGUCCCUGUCAAAUGUUAAAUCUCCAAAUUCAUCAGUUUCACAGCCAGUGAACUCAUUGUACAGUGAUGAAACUAGUCAGGAUUUGUACCAGUAUCUUUGUUUUACCUAGUCAUCUGCAGUGUUUUAAUGUGAACCGGGUAUUGGUGAAUAACUGAGAGAAGUCCCAUGUUAGACAGCAGCAAUGUACGAUUUGCAAUAAAUAAGAUGUUAUAUAAUCCCAUGGUUUGCAUAUUGAUUCGCGGUAUGAGUAAUAACAAAUCAUGAAUCCUAUAGCGUUGAAAUAUGAUAGUUUCAGGUUAAACUCUGACGAUAUGGAUCACGAUAUUUCUUUCCAAGAAAAUAAUUAACAGAGCUAUCCUUAAUAUUGUUAUUUGGAAAUAUUUUAUUUUGUAACGUACUCUGACGUACACACUGGGGAAAGAACCUGGAACUUGCAGUGUGUGUUUGGCCAGAAGAGGGAAGCAGUGAGUUACAUAAAACUAAAUCUGGAGAAGUUCCCCACACCGGCACAGGAUAACGCGAUGACAUGAUGAAAUUUAUUUUUUCUUGAACGUUUUUAUAAAUAACAACCCUUUUUCUGUUAAUCUGAUUUUCAGAAUAACAUUGAACACCUGGUCCUGAUCAAAUCCUGUGGGUUUAGUUUUAUGGACAAUAAAAGGGUAAUUUCUCCAAAAACAACACGUGAAAAAUGUAUGAUCCACAUCAACGAACCGUUGGAGUUCCAGUCGCUGAGCUGAGGCCUCGUGAUUACUGGAGAGCAUUCAUCAUUUUAACAGACUUCUACUUUUCAGUAUGGGAUAGGGGGUGUUGUCUCAAGGUGAACCGGCCAAACUCCAGCUGCAAAUGAAUCACAACCGACUGGCAGAUUCAGUGUUUAAGUCUUUAAUCGUGGGCUUUGAGAUUUUAUGGCAUGUUUUCUUUUUCAGAAAAAAAAACAACAGAAAGAAAAUAUAUGGCGACCCCAAGGGUAUGUUGUUUUCGUUCCUAAGGACUAAGGAAUGCUCGCUAGUCUGAGUGAAACCAUUAAAACGGUUAGAUCUAUUUUUGGUAUUAAUAAGUCAGCAGUCCACUAUCCUCAUAUUUGGGAUCACGACUCCUCGACAUUCAAAGAAGAAUCAUGGGCCUUAUUCCCCUUAUUCAACUUUGGUCCAUCCUGUUCUUUUCUUUUUUUUUUGCUUUUUCACACGGGCUAUAUAAAGGUGGACACCACAGGGAAAAAAUAUACUUUUUUACUACUGUUGGGAUUAUAGGCUACCAAUCACAUAAGGUAAACAAAGUAGUUGUCACAUUGAUAAUGGUUGCACACGCCCACAUUCCUGUCUCUCAAAUAAUUGUCGGUCAUGUUGAUUGUUUGUUGAAUGGUGCAUCGCUUUAAAUGUUCCGAGCAUAAGUAAUAUGUGACGGCAUUAUCUCCAUUCUUUACAGAAAGGACGGUCCAGUGUAAUCUAGGCUAAAGGAGAUAGGAAAGGAAACAUUGAAGCACGUUUCCUUUGUAUUAGGCAAAUGCUAAGGGGGUCUAGGUCUUAUCAUGGCUGCCACUCAGAUACUUCUGGGUAAUUUCAGUCAGUUAGGAUCCUUCUCAACAAAAUAAGACUUCAGAUCGCAGCCCGUACUUUGACACAUGAUCGGAAACAUACUAUGUGGUUAUUAAUCACAGGGAAUUUCUUGCUCUGACUCACACACGAACGUGUGCCUAUCUGACAUCAGCAAAAGGAUGAAUCUUCCAAGAGAGGAAGGGAGGCAUCCAGAUGUGGUCCUUCCUGUUGUGACAGACGGUUUCAACACUAUGAGCAGUGAUUAAAGUUGGGUCCUUCACUGAAACUCGUCUGC
Gadus chalcogrammus (walleye pollock) is the source of this 3875-nucleotide messenger RNA. It is a transcript of the gene becn1, whose product is annotated as beclin 1, autophagy related. The coding region runs from base 74 to 1420 and encodes 448 amino acids. Gene Ontology annotation, biological process: autophagosome assembly; autophagy; cellular response to nitrogen starvation. Gene Ontology annotation, cellular component: phosphatidylinositol 3-kinase complex, class III, type I; phagophore assembly site; phosphatidylinositol 3-kinase complex, class III, type II. The transcript is spliced from 12 exons. Lineage: Eukaryota; Metazoa; Chordata; Actinopteri; Gadiformes; Gadidae. The record is from RefSeq and is a predicted model, not a curated record.